Messenger RNA from Dinoponera quadriceps, 3769 nucleotides. RefSeq names its product E3 ubiquitin-protein ligase MARCH6 (gene MARCH6). The transcript has 6 exons. The record is from RefSeq and is a predicted model, not a curated record. Gene Ontology annotation, molecular function: zinc ion binding. Lineage: Eukaryota; Metazoa; Arthropoda; Insecta; Hymenoptera; Formicidae. Gene Ontology annotation, cellular component: endoplasmic reticulum membrane. Bases 188 to 3109 code for a protein of 973 amino acids.
UUUUACAUUUCGCAAGUUUCGGUACGUGCAUGAUAGGAAGAACUGGAAAAGUAGCAGUAGACGUUUUUCGAUAUUUUACACGAUAAUUUUCGACUCGAUGUAUUUUUAUUCGAGCAGACUGAUAAAAAGUCAUUUCUGACUCCUCACUAUAGUGUGACACACAACUCUACCUGAAACACGAAGCACCAUGACGGAGGACAUGCUAGGUGCGGAUAUCUGCAGGGUCUGCCGUUCGGAGGGCCUGACAGACAGACCACUGUUUCAUCCCUGCAUUUGCACAGGCAGCAUAAAAUGGAUACAUCAAGAGUGUCUGAUGCAGUGGAUGAGAUACUCCCGCAAGGAAUAUUGUGAACUCUGUGGCCAUCGUUUCUCAUUUACACCUAUAUACAGCCCGGACAUGCCGCGUCGUUUGCCACUAAGAGAUGUCAUAGGUGGUUUAUUCUCAAGCAUUCUCACUGCCGUCAAGUAUUGGUUGCAUUAUACUUUAGUGGCGAUCGCUUGGCUAGGAGUUGUUCCUUUGACCGCGUAUCGUACAUACAGAGCUCUGUUCAGUGGUCCGUUGGAUUUAGUACGAAUUAUGUCGUUACCGAUGGAUAUGCUAUCCACAGAAAAUAUCUCUUCGGAUGUAUUUCAUGGUUGUUUCGUAGUCACUUGCACCCUAUUUGCGUUCAUCGGUCUGGUUUGGUUGAGAGAACAGAUCCUGCAUGCGGGUGGUCCCGAUUGGCUCGAGAGAGAUAAUGUGCAGAUACCGCUGGUUGAUAAUCCACCGCCGGCAAAUGCACAACAGCCGCAGCAAGCUCAAGAGGAGCGCGCUAUGCCACAGGAAGUUCCAGAUAACAACAACGUCCCACCUUUCGUCGACGAUCCACCUGUCCCACAGGAAGGAGAACUGCUUAACGAAGAUCAACAUCCUGUGUACCAAGAAGUGGCGGAAAAUAUGGUUGACAAUCCGCAAAUCGGCGAGCCGGUGGACUUAGCGAGAGACGUGCCGCCACUUCUUCCGAUCGGGGAGGAACUCGGUGCGGAUGACGCACAAGCGAACGCUGUGGCUGGUGAGGGUUGGAUGAGGGGACACGUGGUACAGGCGCAUGUAGUGGGUCAAGCGCAGGGCGAGGCCGAGGAGGCCAAUUGGAAUCCCAUGGAGUGGGAUAGGCCAGCCGAGGAACUGACUUGGGAGCGUCUGUUGGGAUUGGACGGGUCCCUCGUUUUUCUCGAGCAUGUCUUCUGGGUUGUGUCUCUGAACACCCUGUUUAUUAUGGUAUUCGCCUUCUGCCCCUAUCAUAUCGGUCACUUCGCAAUAGCGGGAUUAGGAUUGCAAGAGCACGCGGCGGCCUCGCAUUUCGAAGGCUUGGUGACGACGUUGUGCGGCUACUGUGUCAUCGGCGUUUGUCUGAUGUUCCUUCACACUCUAGCCGCGUUGCUAGGCUUUCAACGCUCCCAGCGAAUCCUGGGGCUCUGUUACGUGAUCGUUAAGGUCUCCCUGCUCUCCGUCGUGGAGAUUGGUGUACUUCCAUUAGUUUACGGCUGGUGGCUGGACAUUUGCUCGCUGGCAAUGUUUGACGCCACGCUCAGAGAUAGAGAAUCUUCGUUCAGACUCGCUCCCGGCACGUCCAUGUUCAUCCAUUGGCUGGUAGGAACGGUCUACAUGUAUUACUUCGCGGCGUUCAUUCUCCUUCUGCGCGAGGUUCUGCGACCCGGGGUCGUCUGGUUCGUGCGCAACAUCAACGAUCCGGACUUCUCCCCUAUACAAGAAAUGAUACAUCUUCCCAUACUGCGACACGUGCGGCGACUGCUCGCGUCCGCGAUCAUAUUCGACACGGUGAUCCUGCUGAUGCUGUGGCUACCCGUCAAAAUCCUCAGAUGGGCUUGGCCGGGAUUUCUACCCUACACCGUGACCGUGCAGAGCGAGGCCCAGGUGAGCGAGCUCUCGCUCGAGCUGCUGCUGCUGCAAGUGAUACUACCCGCAUUGCUGGAGCAAUCGCACACACGCACGUGGCUGAAGGCCCUCGUGAGGGCGUGGUGCCGCGUAGUCGCGUGGAUGCUGGAUCUGCAGUCGUACCUUCUGCGGGAUCAGACGGACGAUCCGGAACCGGCGGUCGUCGAGGAGCCGCAACACCCCGACUUGGGCGCCGCGCAUCAGGCGUUGCUGCAACGAGAGGGACCCACGGGAUUUCAACCGUACGUCAGACCGCGCUGGUUCCCCGCGCGGCUGGUCGGCCUCGUGCUCUGCGUCUGCGUGUCCCUCGUGAUCGCUAGUUUAGUGGCGAUGACGCUACCCGUAUGGCUCGGACGUCGAGUGAUGGCGUUAUGGAUGGUGGGAGCGCCCGCUCCCUCGCCGCCCGUGCUGCCACCAACGUUAACCGGACCCGAUGGCGGCGAGAGCGUGGGGCCUCUCUCCGGUAGGGUGCACGAGGUGUACACGGUGGCUUGCGGCACGUACGUAUGCUGGGCCGCGGCGCGAGGCCUCGUACUGGCCUUCUCUUGGCUGCCUCGCGGUCGCAGGGCCAUCCUGGAUCGGAUCAAGCACUGGGCGAUCCUGGGCAUGAAGGCCUCGGUGGCGUUCGUACUAUUGGUCGGGGUGAUACCGCUCCUGUUCGGUCUCCUCCUUGAAUUGGUGGUGGUGGUGCCAUUGCGCGUCCCGCUCGAGCAGAAUCCCAUCUUGUUCAUCUGGCAAGACUGGGCGUUGGGUGUGCUCUAUACGAAAAUAGCCACCGCUGUGACGAUGAUGGGGCCCGACUGGCGGAUACGCCUCGCUAUCGAGCGCGCGUACAACGACGGCAUCAGGGACAUGGACCUUAAGUUCGUCGUUACGGAACUGGCGGCGCCGGUCAUAUGUUGCUUCGGUCUCGCCCUCGCGGUUCCUUACGCCGUGGCCCACGGGAUAGUUCCCCUUCUAGUGACCAAUCUACAGACUCAGAUCCUCAUCGCCAGACGCUUGUAUCCUUUCCUUCUUCUAGUGAGCCUGGUUUGCGUCGUGAUCGGCUUUCAGAUACGCCAGUUUAAGAAGCUGUACGAGCACAUUAAGAACGACAAGUAUCUUGUGGGGCAGAGGCUCGUCAAUUACGAACAUCGCAAUAAGACGCAGCAACAGUCGCAGCGGUCGAGCUAACGGCGCCGCUAAGCAUAAUAUUUGUUACGGUGGAAGGUGAAUUAUAGGAUUAGCUUCGUGUACAUUCUUCAACAUCUACGAUAAAUAAUAAUUUAUAUUUAGUGUCACGCGAUUUUAUUUUUAAUAUUAUAAUUUAUCGAUGUAAGAGCGAUACCAAAUAAAUAAAAAAAAAAGACUGUUAUCUAGUGUGUGCGUGUGUGUAUCGCUUCGCAGCUCAAGUUGCGUCGUGCGAUAUUCCGUUGCGAUCGUUUCAACGAGUCUGCCUGCUUUCUGUGAAGCUACUGAUGUCGAUCGAGCUGCCUGCUGCAAGUAUUAUUGCAAUACGUCGAGAAGAAACGAAGAGACUCUUUUAUUUAUUCGUCAGAGAGAAUCACUAAUGAUUCUGAGAUAGUUUGGUGCAAAAACGGAUGUAGGGAUGCGACAGGAUGCGUCAUGUGCAAUACCUCGAGAAUUCUUUCGCUUUUAGACCGAUGAAGAAAACAAAAGAGAUGUGAAAGUCAAUAUCAAGCAUGCACAAUUAUCAAGUCAUCUGUGGUGUAACGCAGGAUUUGACUUGUUCGAUAAAAUUUGUAGAAAUCUGUAUAUUUGGCAGGUAAUUAUUUUGAGCAAAUCAAAAGUUUUGUUGUGCGCAAAUUAUAUAAUAUAUUAUACAAAUACGUA